Messenger RNA from Prosopis cineraria, 2652 nucleotides. Its product is annotated as disease resistance protein At4g27190-like. The record is from RefSeq and is a predicted model, not a curated record. Lineage: Eukaryota; Viridiplantae; Streptophyta; Magnoliopsida; Fabales; Fabaceae. The transcript has 4 exons. Gene Ontology annotation, molecular function: ADP binding. Bases 454 to 2652 code for a protein of 732 amino acids.
ACGCGUAUUCAUCCGAAGCUGCCAUGACAGUAGGCUCCCUUCUCCAGGCAGUACCAUAAUGUUUCAGAAUUCUAUUAUCUCAUUGUUCAUUAUAUCUAAUUUUUCUUUAAAAGGAAAGCGAGAUUUAUGAAAAUAUGCAGAUGCAAGAACGCUUCGUAUCUUCAAUCGGAAGUGAAAAAUCGCCAUUGUGAAUCGAGACAGUCCAGGCUUUUGGACUGUAGAAUGAACUUCGCUUGGUUAUUUCGAGCUGAUUAUCCAGUUGAUUCGAUUCAAUGAAAGAGAAUGAUGCAGAGCAGAGCUAGGGAUUUCUGAAGCCUAACUUGAUCCCCAAAUUCUUCAUUUUGCCGCUUGUUAUUACUCGACCAGGGACCUAGAACAUUGAAAGAUGAAAGUAUAAAGAUCUAUAACAAAAUACGAGCAAAGUAUAGAGAUUAAAAGGUUGCCUUUGUUUUAAUGGCGGAUAUUGUAAUUUCUAUUGGGGCUAAAGUUGCUGAAGGUUUGGUGAAACCAACAAUUCGCCAAGCACAAUAUAUUUUUUGUGUUAAAAAUGUAGUUAAAAACCUUGGCAAUGAAAAGAAUGAGUUGGUAUCAGAAAGGGAUCGUAUCCUAAGUCUUGUGGAGCAAGCAAAGGAGAGAACUGAAAUAAUCGAAAAAUCUGUAGAGAAGUGGUUGAAUGAUGUGAAAAAUCUGCUGGUAGAAGUGGAGCGGCUGGAACAAGAAAUGAAAGAAAACCAUUGCUGUCAAGGACAAAUUCCUACUUGGAGAAGAUAUUGUCUAUGUAAGGAAAUGGUGAAGAAGAUAAAGAGAAUUGCAUGUUUAAAAAAUAAUGGCAAGUUUGAGCCAUUUUCUCACCUUGGUCCUCUUCCAAGCAUUGAAUACAUCUCUUCCCUAAAUUUUACUUAUUUUGAAUCUACAAAAGAAGCUUACAACCAGCUCAUGGAGGCAAUACAAGAUGACAACACUUACAUGAUAGGGUUGUAUGGGAUGGGAGGAUCUGGGAAAACAAAUCUUGCAAAAGAAGUUGGCAGAAAAGCUUUGCAGUUGAAUUUGUGUGAUCGGGUUAUUUUCGUUACUGUUUCUCAAACACCAAAUGUUAGAGGUAUUCAAGGAAAAAUUGCUGACAUGCUCUGCAUGACACUGAAAGAAGAAAUCGAAGAAGGAAGAGCACAAAGGCUAUGGCUGAGGCUAAAAGAAGAGAAACGAGUUCUUCUAAUUGUGGAUGAUGUAUGGGCAAAGCUCAAUUUGGAGAGUAUAGGAUUUCUCUUAGAUGACAACAGCAUUCUCAACUUCAAGGUCCUUCUUACAACACGUCUUCGACAAGUAUGCGCUUCAAUGGAGUGUCAAAGGGAGAUUAUACUAAAUCUCUUAUCUCAAGGGGAAGCUUGGAUCUUGUUCCAAAAGCAUGCAAGAAUUGGUAAUAGGUUCUCAUGCAAUCUCUUAAAAGUUGCACGGGAAGUUUCUAAUGAAUGCAAAGGGUUACCCAUUGCAAUUGAAGCUGUGGCAUGCUCCUUAAAAGGAAAAGGUGAUGAUGAGUGGAAGGUGGCAUUGGAGAGCUUAAGAGGUUCAGAACCUUUUGAUGAUCAUGAGGGAGAAGGAGUAGGAUGUGCCUACAAUUGCCUCAAACUAAGUUAUGAUUAUUUGAGAAACAAAGAAGCUGAGAUGCUCUUGUUAUUAUGUUCUUUGUUUCCUGAAGACCAUGAAAUUUUUAUAGAGGAUUUGAUUAAAUAUGGUGUGGGCCUAGGUUUAUGUGGAACCUUUAAUUCCUUUGACUUAGCAAGGAGCCGGAUCAGAGCAGGCAUAAACAAACUUGUAGAUUCUUUUUUGCUAUUGCAUUUAAUGCAAAGUGAACAUUAUGUGAAGAUGCAUGAUAUGGUUCGUGAUGUAGCUUUGUGGAUAGCUUCGAAAUCAGUGCAUCAAAAAAUUCUGGUGGAUCUCACAAAAGAUCUUAAUAGCUUGGCAGAGGAUGGAGCUAUGAAAGAUUCUUUUGCAGUAUCUUCAUGGUGCAAGGAAAUUGAUACAAUUUAUCAUCAUUUAGAUGCUCCAAAGCUCGAGAUUCUUUUGAUAAAUACAAUGCAACAGAAUUCUCUGAAUUUUAUGUUGCCAUCUUUUGAAGGAGUGAAGAGGCUCAAGGUUAUGGCCAUGAUCAAUUCAUUUUAUCAAACUCCCUUAUUAUUGCCUCAGUCAACCCAUUGCUUGACUAAUCUUCGGGCUUUGCGCUUGAGAGGAUGGGACUUAGGUGAUAUGUCAUUUAUAGUGAGCCUAACAAGGCUUGAGAUUCUUGACUUAUCAAAUUGUUACUUUAAGGAUUUGCCUAAAGGAAUGGAGAAACUCAGCAAAUUGAAGUUGCUGGAUUUGUCUCACUAUGAAAUUCCUGAAAAUUUAAAUUAUGAAGCAAUAGGAAGUUGUUUACAACUGGAAGAGUUAUAUGCAUUUGGAUAUACUCAGAGAUGUCAUUGUCAACGCAUGGAGGAUAUUGUUACUCUCCCAAGUCUGCAGAGGUUUGUGAUCUAUCUUGGGAAGUUUGAAACUCUUGAUAAUGAAGAAAGUGUCAGAGUUUUACAGCUGCUAGAUUUCAGUAUGUCCAACUUAGGUGCAUCUAAGCAAAAUCUUCUACAAAGGGCAGAAGUUGUUUGUUUAGAAAAUCUUCUUUGA